UUCAAUAUGGUGGCCGUUGUUGCACGGUUUACGUCGGAUAUCCGGAUUUUGAAGUAGAAAUAGUAUCAGUGGAUCAUUUAAUCUACUGUAAUUAUGGAAAUUCGAUUGAAAAUUUUGUACCGUAUCGAAAAACUUUGAUGGUACAUCAGUACGUUUGGUAAAAAGUUGAAUACAAUACAAUCGAGGCACUCUGUACAUACUAGCUUAGGAAGUGGUGUUCGGGCAUUGAAAAUCUAAGAAAAAUCUGAAAAAUGGAAAACGUUAAGAUGGAAAAUGUGACAGAUACAGCUCAAUCGGAAGUGGAGUCAAGUAAUACCGUAGAUGGAACGGAAAGUUCCGUCACAGAUAUCACUAAUUUAGACAUUAAAUCUCGACUUAGUCUGACAACGAGUGAUGUCUACGAAGAACCACGUACAAAUGGAAUACCUCGGCAAGGUCAUUUAAAUCAGCACGAUGAAGCAAAAACAUUGUCUCAGGAAAAUAGCGACGACAACAUUCAGUACAUUAGCUACACAAGUGAAUUACAAAUGCCUGACAUUAUGCACUUAAUACAAAAGGAUCUGAGCGAACCUUACUCCAUUUACACGUACAGAUAUUUCAUUCAUAAUUGGCCGAAAUUAUGUUUCCUGGCGAUGCACGAAGACAAAUGUAUUGGUGCCAUUGUUUGCAAGUUGGAUAUCCACAGAAAGGUGAUAAAACGUGGAUACAUUGCUAUGUUAGCUGUUGACGUGAAAUAUCGUAAGCGGAAAGUUGGAUCGAAUUUGGUAAGGAGAGCGAUACAAGCUAUGAUGGAAGAUAACGCUGACGAGGUAGUCUUGGAAACAGAGAUCACUAAUCGACCGGCGCUACGUUUAUACGAGAAUCUAGGCUUUGUGCGCGACAAACGAUUAUUUCGGUAUUAUUUGAACGGUGUGGAUGCACUUCGAUUAAAAUUGUGGCUCAGAUGAAAUUUGUCUGCAUAUUUAUGUCAAUAAACAUUUCAAUCAUUAGAACGUUCAACAAACAGAGAGAGAAUGGGAAAAAGAGAAACAGGGAAUCUUCUGUAUUCCGAAAUAUCGAGGAAUGCGCAAUGUUAAUGCCAGAGAAAAAAAUAAAUAGAUAGAGAAAGAGGGGGGAGGAGAGAGAGAGAGAGAAAGAAAGAAAGAGAGAUUAUCGGUUGUCUACGCACAAGGCAUUUCUAUUCGACAGUACCGUCUACAUCGAAUAAUGUUUUCUGCUGUGCCACCAUGUAAGAUUUUUUAUUUUGGAUGUCGCGUACAUACUAAAGAAUAUUUCCUUUGGCAUUAACCUACCGCUUGCAACUUAAUAGCUCGAAGCUAAGAGAUGACAGCGUAGAAAAUCGACACUCUGAAGAGUGGUUGUUGAACGAGUACUUUGGACACGUCGUGGCAACAAAUGCACAAUCAAUUGCGUGUAUACGUAUUACGCGUGAACAGUAAUGCCAUUGGAUAUUGGUUGUUUCGGACAUUACACAAGUCUGUCGUACGGUAAUAACGGAUACACGUACGAGUACACGAGAAACGGAGGGGCGGCGCACGAAUGCGUAUAAAUGUAUGCAGAUGAACGGAACAUGAUGAUGAAUUGUUAUCGUUUGCCAAAUUUCAAAUAUUUCAAGGGGACUACAUCGCGUGCGAUUGACACACGAUCGUAUUCAUUGCUGUUUACUUAUUGUAUUUACCUUUGUAUAAAAACAAACACGAGCCUCGAAUCGCGAUGUAACUAUUAAAAUGUGUAAAAAUGUUAAUAAAAAGUACGGAA
Molecule: messenger RNA, 1758 nt
Organism: Dufourea novaeangliae
Lineage: Eukaryota; Metazoa; Arthropoda; Insecta; Hymenoptera; Halictidae
Product: N-alpha-acetyltransferase 30-like
Exons: 3
Coding region: 252-947 (231 amino acids)
Biological process (GO): N-terminal peptidyl-methionine acetylation
Cellular component (GO): NatC complex
Molecular function (GO): protein-N-terminal amino-acid acetyltransferase activity
Source: RefSeq, a predicted model, not a curated record